Molecule: messenger RNA, 2298 nt
Organism: Exophiala spinifera
Lineage: Eukaryota; Fungi; Ascomycota; Eurotiomycetes; Chaetothyriales; Herpotrichiellaceae
Exons: 4
Coding region: 1-2298 (765 amino acids)
Biological process (GO): mitotic spindle assembly checkpoint signaling; attachment of mitotic spindle microtubules to kinetochore
Cellular component (GO): nuclear envelope; kinetochore; mitotic spindle
Source: RefSeq, a predicted model, not a curated record
AUGAGCUCACCGGCUUCGAAGCGGUUGCGACUGUCGACAUCGAGGACCUCCAUCUCAAGUCGGCGGCCGAGCGUUUCUGGAGGUCAAUCAUCGCUCCCGCGUCCAACAUCUGCGACUGGACAUAGGACGAGUACCACGCAACCGACAUAUGAUUUUAUCUCGGGUGGAGCCGUUGACAAUCCCAUACCACCACUGCGACACUCUCGACUGCGCCAGUCGUCUGUUACGAGACAAGAUCAUACCCACGAUGAGAACCUGCGAGCAAAGAUCAAUGCGCUGGAAUACGAGGUCAAGAAUCUCCAACAAGAACGCGGACUGUUGGCUCUGCAACAUGACAAAGAACUCCGCGAACAACAGGCAAGAGCAGAGGCCGAUUUCAGAAAAUAUCAAGCGGCGGAAGGUGCUUCCCAAAAAGCCAUCCAGCGGCAAGAAGCCGUUGCCCGAGAAUUGCGUGAAGCACGAGAUCAAUGGGCGAACGAAAAAACAACGUUAGAGCGAAAGCUCCGAGAUUUACAAGACCAAUCUUCGUCAUACAAAGAGGAUGCCGAGGAUGCCCAAGCACGGCUAGCCGAUGAAGAAAGACAUUAUAGACACCAGCUGGAUGACAUCGAGGCUAAACGUGUGGCACUCCAGGAGACCGUAGAGAGCGUGAGACAAGAGUUGGAAGAGCUGUCUGGACAAUUCGAGGCAUCGCAAGCGAGAUUGUCCGAACGGGAUGCGCAAGUGCAGAGUCUUGAAGCUGAAGUCUCUUCGCUGAAAUCGCACUCCUCAGAUAGUGAAGCACUGACUGUUCUGCAAAAUCAACUGUCGGACCAAGUGGCUCACAUACGGAAACUUGAGCAGACAAACAGAGAACAAUUGGGCGAGCUGCGGCGAUUGCGGGAAACACAGCGAAGUGUUCAAGUGGUUGAAGAACAGAAGCAUGGUUUAGAAAUUGAAAUCCAGGUCCUAAAGGACGUUGAGCGACAACUGAGCGAAGCUCAGAUACAGAAAGAGAUUCUGGAAGAUGAGAAGAGGACGUGGACGAGCCUCCUGGAACGUGACGGUGAACACGAGUUUGAGUCUCCUGAGGCAGUUGUCAAGGCUCUUAUCCAACAACGGAUCGAGUAUGCAUCUGUCAUGGACAGGCUGGGUAACAUCGAGAGCGAUUUGACUGAGAAGGAUGAGAUCAUCAAGGCACUGGAAGCGGAUAAAGCAUCGUUGAAAACCGAGCUGGAGAGAGUCAAAACUGCACAGGCUACACUUGCUGAGCCUGCCAAUGACAACAAAGCCUACAAACGACUCGAGCGUCAACGAGUACUUGCCGUCAAGGAAGUGGAGUAUCUGCGCGCACAGUUGAAGACGUUCGACACCGAGGAAACCAUGUUGAUGGACAACCAGAAUUUUGACGCGCAACGAUCUGAGCAAAUCAAACAGUUGGAAGAUCUCGUCGACAAAUACAAGGCUGAGGUGCAGAGUCUGCACAGCGAGUUGUCGAAACUUGAGUCCGCGCCUCCCACUGGCUCCAAGACGGAGGAGCUCCGAGGGACGAAACGUUCCGCUGAAUCGCAGGAGCCGGACGGUGAAAGCAACGUGCAACUGGGAGCCCUGUUACGGAAGAACAAGAAUCUCCAGAUUGCAUUGCAGAAAACCGCCCAACAGUCUCAGAUGUUGGCCACCGACCUGCAAGCCACGAAAGCACAGCUGAAGGCCUUACGGGACAGUUCCAAGACUCGCAUAUUGGAGCUGCGGAAUAAUCCUACGGCACAGGCUGAGACGAUCAAGAUGACCACUUUGCGGACGCUCAAGGAAGAAAAUGCAGGCCUGUUAGCGCAAUUGCGUGGUGAAGACCUGCAGGGCGUCAAGGUUGUUCCUGUUAGCACCGUGGACGCCCUCAAGCUCGACCUCAAAGACAUGGAGAUGGUUGUCGCCGAAAAGGAGAAACGGAUGAGACGCCAGCGCGAGAUAUGGACACAGAAAGCCGCCGAGUUUCGCGAUGUCAUUGCCAGCGUGCUGGGCUACAAAGUCAACUUUCUUCCCAAUGGCAAGGCAAAAGUGUCGAGUAUGUACUAUGGCCGGACCCAGACUGCCGACGAGGACAGCGAUGAAGAAGACGACGAACAUCACAUCGUCUUCGAUGGGGACAACGGCACAAUGAAGAUCAGUGGAGGGCCAGACGGUGCUUUUGGCGAGGAAAUCAGAGAUCUGGUGAACUUUUGGGUGAAGGAGAAGAAGCAGAUUCCCUGUUUCCUUGCAGCCAUGACGCUGGAAUUCUACGAGAAGUUUACCAGCAAUAGUGGGAAGCUGGAUGGGUCUUGA